AUGGAGCGACGUCUUCAAAUCCCGGAUUGGGUGGAUAACGCCAUCGCUAGGGUCAGCACCGUGUCGAAUUUGGCCUCGAACGUUUACGAUCGAGUCGUACCCGAUAGGCGCGCUCAAGAGCUUUCCAACAUACGAGACACAAUCUCCAACCUGGCGACACAACAGUCCAACAUACCAGACACAAUCUCCAACCUGGCGACACAGCAGUCCGAUCAUGCAAGAAUGCAGACCGCGGCAACACUUCUACAAGCAAGCGCUACAAUGUCCCAGACGACGGCCCAGAUGAAUGGAACUGCCAGUAUCUCGACUGAGAUGGGAAAUAUCACAGAGGCAUUACAGUCAAUUGCUACCGAUAUGAAGACUUUUGCCAAGCCGAACGUUUUCGGUCAGAUCAUCAACGUCGGCUCCUUGAUCACCAACGGUGCUGCUGUGGAGUAUAUCAAGAAGCUGGCGGAUCAAGCUGAGAGGAUGGGUGAUAGCCUCGAUCGGAUAGCGGACAACGUAUACUCAGAGAAUUCUCGCGGAGACAAGUUUCCUAAUCACGUCUACUCGUAUGUCCGGAGUAUGAUUGAGAAGCACCAAGAAGAUACAAGGCCGCACUACUUCUUCGUCUUCAAUCAGAGCACAACAUGGCACGCUAAAUUCGAUGAUAUCAACCGCAGAGACCCUCUAGGUAUUCACUUCCUAGGCUAUCAACACGAUUUAGACACGCUCGUGGCCUAUAUUGUGGAACAUGGUCGACCCCGCCUUGGUCCUGAGCCGAUUGUACAUAUCUUGAUCCCAACCAUCGGCCAACUUGCGAUCGGUGAAUCACUCACAUUUCCCGAAGAGAUGAGGCCAUUCCGUAUUAGUGGCCAGCUUGGCGAGAGCGGUCUACCCUUUGUCUAUCUCUGUACUCCUUUGGAUCGAGAUCGUCAAUAUCUUAAUCAGAUCGGCUCGCUUCUUCCCCGACCCCGUUGGGUACUGCUUCAACAGGUUGGACUUGGCCUCCCCAUAAUAGGCCGAUGGCUGUCAGUCCCUCUCGAUCCGAUUUAUUUUGAGGACCCUUACUUUCAGGUUACUUCGGAGGUCGGCCUGAUACUCUACAACUCUCUAUACUUCGAAACCACACCCGUCCCACCAAGAAUAUUAGGCAGACCGCGGUAG
This is a messenger RNA of Exophiala aquamarina CBS 119918, 1146 nucleotides long. RefSeq lists its product as uncharacterized. The coding region runs from base 1 to 1146 and encodes 381 amino acids. The transcript has a single exon. The record is from RefSeq and is a predicted model, not a curated record. NCBI's taxonomy places the organism in Eukaryota, Fungi, Ascomycota, Eurotiomycetes, Chaetothyriales, Herpotrichiellaceae.